Molecule: messenger RNA, 2328 nt
Organism: Ipomoea triloba (trilobed morning glory)
Lineage: Eukaryota; Viridiplantae; Streptophyta; Magnoliopsida; Solanales; Convolvulaceae
Product: protein IQ-DOMAIN 31-like
Exons: 7
Coding region: 157-2019 (620 amino acids)
Molecular function (GO): protein binding
Source: RefSeq, a predicted model, not a curated record
UAUCAAUUACGGAGUAAUAUUUUCUGUUGUUGGGUUUCAGAGUAGAGAGUAUAGUUGCCACUUGCCACUUUGCGGUGCUUCACGAAGCGAAGAUGAAAAUGCCGAGCUCACCAUCGCUCUGAAACGUGUUUUAAAAUAGUGGAUAACGUUGUUAGGAUGGGGAAAUCUCCGGCGAAAUGGUUUAAAUCCAUUCUGGGGAAGAAAGGUUCCAAAUCUGGUACAUCAAAGAAAUCUGCAAGGAACAAAGGAUCAUUAGUUUCUGCCAAGGAACCAGCAUCCACCUUGUCUGUGGACCCACCUUUGAUUCCGGAACCUCUUCCUGAUAACGUUAAACAAAUAGAAAAGGAUCCAAACUCUGAAAAAGGAGAGGCUGCAAAGUCGCUCAGUGAUGAGGUGGUUAAUACUUCUACAAAGCAUGAUGAUGAUGCAGGUGGGGCAACAACUCUUUCUCUUCCUGAAGAUUCUCAGAAGCUGAGGCUUGAGGAAGCUGCAACAAAAGCACAAGCCGCUUUUAGGGGUUAUCUGGCUCGUCAAGAAUUUCAAACUCUCAAGGGCAUCAUAAAACUUCAAGCAGUGAUUCGUGGACAUUUGGUCAGAAGGCAAGCUGUUGCAACCUUAUAUUCACUUCUGGGUAUUGUUAAGAUUCAAGCAGUCAUACGGGGUCAACUAGUUAGGCAGUCAAAUGUUGAAAGUGGAGUGCUCAUAAAGCAAACACUGGGAAAUCAGGCACUAGGUUAUUCUAAAACUAAGACACCUAUUCCACCAGAGCAGCUGUUGAAGAAUGUUUUCACUGAAAAGCUACUUUCUUCAUCACCUAGUGCAAUGCCUCUUCAGCUUCAGCAUGGUCCAGGGGAGCCAAACUCUGCUCAUGAAUGGUUAAUGCGGUGGACAGUAUUACAAGUUCGGGUUGCAGAUUCUCAGCCUAAAGAGAUUUCUAACUCAAAGGACCAAGGAGGUAAGAAAGACCAAGCUAUACAUAGCCAAAGUGGGCGAAGAUUGCGUUCUGAUAAGAUUGAGAAUGGAUCAAGUCAUCCUAAUGUGGAGUCUGAGAAGCUUAAAAGCAACACAAAGAAAAUACCACACCAUUCUCUGAAAUCUAUUUCCGAGCACCAAGGAAAUGAGAUUGAGAAGGUUAAACGUAAUCUGAAGAAGAUCUCCAAACCUAUAUUGGAAAGUUCUGUUAAGUCAGAGGUUGAUACUGACAGUUCAAUGCAAAAUCUUCAGAAAUCAACAAGCACUCUUGCCCCUGAGCUUUCAGAGAAGGGUGGCAAUACUCCAUGUUGUGGACCAGAGAAACCUGCUGAUUUAGAAACACUUCCUGAAGGAUUACCAAUGGCGACAUCAGUCAAUGAGUUGUGUAGUCUUUCUGCUGAUAAAGAAACUCUUCAGUCACAGGUUGGUGAUACCAAUGGUUCAAGGCAAAACCUUACAAAGUCAUUUUGUACUGAGGCUCUUGAACUUUCAGAAGGAUGUGACAGAACUCCAACUAUUGAACCUACAAAACCUGCUGAUGUAGAAACUCUUCCGGAAAAGCUAUCAAAUCUAGCAUUGAUUACGGAGCUUUGUGACACUCCGCCGUCCAAAAUUAAACCUGAGCCAGUUGCUGAUAAGAAUGAGGAUAUUACAACAUCAGAUAAAGGCGUAAACAACAAUCAUGUGCAGAAUGAAGAUGAGAACAUCAAGCAUAGCCAGAGAAGAGCCUCAUUAUCUCUAAAGAAUGAUGUAGAUGUAGGUGUGCGUACUGCAAGAAAGGUACCCAGCUACAUGGCUCCAACUCAGUCUGCUAGGGCUAAGGUGAGGGAGCAGGCAUCACCCAGGUUUGAGCAAGAAGUAUUGGAGAACAAUGCCCUAACCAGACGCUAUUCUAUGCCAUCUUCAACUAAUGGGAAGAUGAGUUCAUCACCCCAACAGCAGAGGCUGGUCCAAGCAUGUGGCAGAGAUGGAAUUAAAAUUGAUAGAUCUUUGUCAUUUUCCAGGGAUGGUUCAGAUAAGGUGGUUCGGCCAGAGUGGAAGAGGUGAUAUUGCAAUAGCCUAUGAUUAACAGAAAGUUACCAUCUUUAUUCUUAAAGGAAAGGAUGUGAACAGAGCAAUGCUUUGUUUUGUUCAUCAUGACUAAUUGUAGUAAUAGAAAAGGAAUUAACUUAUGAAAGCAUGUGGAUUGAAUGUCUCUUUGAGUCUUUGAUACUAUUAUUAGUCUUUUUGCGCGGGAUAGGUUAUACUUAACAAGCUUUCCUUUUUUGAGUAGUAUUAACUCUAUUACAAUGUAAUAUCUAUCUACAGUUAUGCCUUUUGACCACCAAGUCUUAGCCAUUGUUUGAUUCUUAACAA